Messenger RNA from Aethina tumida (small hive beetle), 2435 nucleotides. RefSeq names its product sodium/potassium/calcium exchanger 3-like. Lineage: Eukaryota; Metazoa; Arthropoda; Insecta; Coleoptera; Nitidulidae. The transcript has 8 exons. Gene Ontology annotation, molecular function: calcium, potassium:sodium antiporter activity; calcium channel activity. Gene Ontology annotation, cellular component: membrane. Bases 200 to 1744 code for a protein of 514 amino acids. Gene Ontology annotation, biological process: calcium ion transmembrane transport; intracellular calcium ion homeostasis. The record is from RefSeq and is a predicted model, not a curated record.
GUUAAUUUGCACUUUUAAAAGUAGCGCGCUGUUUCCUCACGGUGUGGACUGGUUAGUGUGAUUUUUCGUGAACUUAACUAUUUCAUUAAAACAAAUCAACCAUGAAGCCAUUCAACCAUUAAAGACAACUGGACAAUCGAUAGUUUUAGUUUAUUAAUUAUUAAGUGUUUGGUAAAUAUUUAAGUGGUUUUAAGACAGAAUGAAUCGUGUAUUUAUUGCAGUAUUUAUUGUGUGUGUGUCCGUGCCAGUGGAGUUACUCGAAAGUGAUCCAAGUAUAAAUCCGGGAAACAAUAGCACGUUGGUGAAUCAAACGGCUGUGACAAAAACUCCUUUGCCAAUACAAGAGAAUAUUAGACACAGGAGAUUCAUUCCGUUUGCGAGACCGAACGCCAAGACCCAAAACAUUUCGGAAUGCACCGGUUCAUCGGACGAUUUUCCUUAUUUCUUUUCCGACGACGUCCAACGAGAUGGUGGUUUUAUCCUUUUCUUUCUAAUAGGUAUCUAUUGUUUUACCUUUCUGGCCAUCAUCUGUGAGAACUACUUCAUACCGUGUGUGGAGUUGAUUUGCGAGGAGCUCAAUUUAUCCAAAGAUGUGGCCGCCGCAACAUUUAUGUCGACAGCAACAUCUUGCCCCGAACUCUUUACAAACGUUAUCAGUACCUUUGUAACCCAAUCUGAUUUGGGUAUUGGCACCAUUGUAGGAUCAUCGAUGUUUAACACAUUAGGUGUCGCUGCACUGGGAGGACUUGCAGCUUCUAAACCCAUCAAAAUAGACGGAUGGCCUUUAACUAGAGAUGUUAUCAUAUACAUUUUAUCGGUCACACUCUUGGUAUCAAUAACGUGGAACAACAGAGUGGACUGGUAUGAAGGUCUGACCCUGUUUAUUCUCUACUUCAUGUACUGCGUUGUAUUAUUCAACAACAAUAGGAUAACAGAAUUUUUUAAAAACAAAGUAAAAGGAGAAGAUAAAGCUUACUCAGUAGAAAACUACACAACAAAGUGGCCCAGAGACGAACCAAUAAAAAUAUCAGUAAUCUCACACAGAUACAACGAAGAAAUUAGAAUAAGCACCGAAAUGAGCGAGGAACCCAAGAAAGUUGAAGUUGAAAAGGAAGAAAGUUCUGGACUGUUUGACUUGCCUGAGGGUUCGAUUUUAAAGAAAAUAUUCUUCUACUACGUGUGGCCAAUUAAGUUUUUACUGGGCUCCAUCAUGCCAGACCCUGAAAAACAUCCGAGACUUUUUCCAAUCACAUUCAUUCUGUGCAUCAUUUGUAUCGGAGCAAACUCGUACCUGGUAUCUUGGAUGAUAACAUUAAUUGGGCGUGUAUUUAAUAUACCAGAUGCAGUUUUGGGACUUACAUUUUUAGCAGCAGGUGGUUGCCUACCAGAAUCUAUUUCUAUUGUGAUUAUGUCUAGACGAGGUGAAGGUGCAAUGGGUGUUUCAAACUCAAUGGGGGCCAACACCAUGAAUAUCCUGCUAUCUUUAGGAUUCCCUUGGUUUUUCAAGGCAAUCCUUAAAGGAACGGGCCCUGAUGCAUACGUGGAGAUUGAAUCGGGAUCCAUACAAUACACCAUACUAGCACUUAUAGCCGUGUCUAUAAUUUUAUACGCUACUUUAUAUUUUAACAAAUUCCACAUGUCUAAAAAGACGGGAAUCAUUUUGUUGUUAGUGUAUAUUGUUUGUGCCAUUCUUGCUACACUUUCUGAAAUGGUGUUUUUCAAUACUACCGCCCCGUGUAGUUGAUAAACACCAAAUUGAUAGGACGUACAAAGAAUUAUAUAAAUAUUAUAUAUUUAUUUAUAAUAAAUGUUGAAUUUUUACACAACAAAAGGGCAAUUCAGUUGAGAAGAGUACCCAAAGUGACUGUGAUGAACUUAUGAGUUAAUGUAUGCAAUUUUAUACUCACGCACAAAAUUGGUUCAAAAUAAUUUGCUAAUAAAUGUAUAUAAAAAUAAAAUUUUCUGACAAACAAGCCAAACCUUAGCAAGAUGAUUAUUGUAUAAAAUACACAGUUAAUUUUAAUUAACAGUAUCAUUUUAUGUACUUCGUCAGAAAAAUUAAUUUGGUUAAUAAAAUUAUAUACUUUUGUUAUAAUUUAUGUUAAUCGUAUGUCUGUGAUAAACUUUUAACUUUUGCUCGAUACUGGCAAUAAUUUUUAAUAAAAAGUUUUGCAAAUAUAUUAACUAUUAAGAACAAAAUGUAAUUUGCGAUAAUCUUCUCAAUUAGAACUCAAUUACUCAAGAUGAAGAGCAAUACGUGUGCAAGAAAAUAAAUGUAUUUUUAUAAUGUAGAAAUUUUCUCAUCAUUACGCUUAAAAAUUUUGAUGUUAUUAUUAGAUUUACAAAUUUUGUUAUAAUAUUUAUAUAGGUUUAGUUGUUUAAAUGUUAAUUGUUAUUAGUGUUGUUAAUUUAAUGUUGUUAAUAAAAUAUUUUUU